Messenger RNA from Bombus pascuorum, 3001 nucleotides. RefSeq names its product facilitated trehalose transporter Tret1-like. Lineage: Eukaryota; Metazoa; Arthropoda; Insecta; Hymenoptera; Apidae. The transcript has 6 exons. The record is from RefSeq and is a predicted model, not a curated record. Bases 306 to 1739 code for a protein of 477 amino acids. Gene Ontology annotation, cellular component: membrane. Gene Ontology annotation, molecular function: sugar transmembrane transporter activity. Gene Ontology annotation, biological process: transmembrane transport; carbohydrate transport.
AUGCUGGCCCCUCGCUGUCACCGAGAUCAUUCGGUUUCACUCGAUCGUCUCUGCUCUAUCCGAAAUAUGCGGUUUACCUAAAGUGUUCGUCGCGUCGAUUCCAACAUCGAUAAACGGUGCUCGUUUUCCGCGUUGAAAGGUUCGAAUUUUCUCGCAGCAGAGAGGCAAAAAGACAGAAUCGAGAGGGAGAGAGAGAGAGAGAGAGAGGGAGAGAGUGGAGUAAAUCGUCUCGGUCUGGUGGUGGUACGUGGCGUUCUUCGAGUGCAGAUUCACCGAUCGACCAGGGAAACGCUAAUUCGAAGGAAAUGGAAGGCACGGGAAUGAUUAAUGACGCGGCCGUCCGCCAGGAGAGCAGGAAGCUGUGGCAGUACCUCGCUUCUAUUUCCGCAUGUAUACUGGUGGUCGGUGUGGGCACGGCUCUGGCAUGGACCUCACCGGUGCUUCCACAGCUGUACGCAGCCGAUUCGUGGCUGAUCAUCACCAAGGAACAAGGUUCCUGGAUCAGCUCUCUGCUGGCGCUGGGAGCCAUCGCCGGUGCUCUGGGUUCGGGAUCGAUGGCCGACAAAAUGGGACGAAAAAAGUCUCUUCUUCUGCUAUCCGUUCCAUUCUUGCUCUCCUGGGGUAUCAUCCUCGUCGCCACCGAAGUGAAGCUUCUGUACAUCGCCAGAUUUUUGGUCGGUAUCGCGGUUGGCGCAGGAUGCGUCCUCGGACCGACCUACAUCUCCGAAAUCUCCGAAGUCUCGACCAGAGGAACGCUGGGCGCGCUGUUUCAGCUGUUCCUCACCGUUGGAAUUUUCGUCGCGUUCAUCCUCGGAAGCGUUCUCAACUACACCAUGUUGGCCCUUGUGUGCGCUCUUAUCGUCGUUCUCUUCUUGGCUACCUUCUAUUGGAUGCCCGAAUCUCCUGUCUGGUUGGUGAAUCAAAACAGAAAGCAAGAAGCCACGUCGGCCAUGUCGGUACUCAGAGGGGAGGACUACGAUCCCAAACAGGAACUGAACGAGAUGCAGAAGGAAGCGGAGGCCAGCACGGGCAAGAAGCCCAGCCUCUCCGACAUGGCGAAAGAUCCGGUUAACAAGAAGGCUAUGAUCGCCUCCUUCGGUAUGAUGUUCUUUCAGCAGGCUUCCGGCGUAAACGCCGUCAUCUUCUACACGGUGAUGAUCUUCGAGGCGUCCGGAAGCUCGAUGGCGCCAGAACUGGCGUCCAUUCUCGUCGCGUUAGUUCAGUUGGUGAUGUCAGGCGUGGCGGCGUUGAUCGUGGAUAGAGCAGGAAGGAAGCCGCUGCUCAUGAUUUCCACCAGCAUUAUGUCGGUCAGCCUGAUCGCGCUUGGAUAUUACUUCCAGCAGAAAGACGGCGGAAGCGACGUCAGCUCGCUAGGCUGGCUGCCGCUGGCCUCCCUGAUCGUCUUCAUGGUCGCCUUCUCCAUCGGAUUGGGUCCGGUACCAUGGAUGUUGAUGGGUGAGCUGUUCGCCGCGGAAACGAAAGCGGUCGCCUCCAGCGUCGCGGUCAUGUUAAACUGGUCGUUGGUGUUCAUCGUAACAAAAACGUUCCCGAUGAUGAACAAGGAGUUAGGUACCGACAUGACGUUCUGGAUCUUCGCCGUGGUGAUGGCUUGCGCCACGGCGUUCACGCACGUCUUGGUCCCGGAAACCAAGGGCAAAACCUACCAACAGAUCCACGACGAACUUCAAGGUGGCCCUAUCGUGGAUAAAUCGGUUCAACAGAUGAAAACUAUCGCCUGAAAGCGAUCUUCGAUAACGAUCUUAACGUUAGAAAAAUAUUUCCAACCUUUUCGUACAUUCAUCCACUCGAAGCGUUCGAAUCGUCUUUCCCAUCGCUUUUAAACGUCGAUCGGAUCACGUCGUCGUAUCAUCGUCGAUCUCGUUUAUCGAUGGCGCACGACCGUGGCCUAAAAUCGAUUUGUUAUUAUUUCUCCGACGAAAUCACGAACGAAACGGUGCGGAGUCUCGUAACAUCUCGACUCGUCCGACGAAUCCGAUCGAUUUAAUUAUUUUGAUCGAUCGACCGAUCCGCCCGGUGCAAUCGUAAGAAGCGCGACCAAGCGCCGGAGACGCUUUCGCGCGAAACGAACGUGGACGUUUUCUGGUAGAAGACGCGAUCGAUCGAAUACGCCCUCGGCUAACGAGACGCUGUUUGUCCGUUACACAACCGUAAUUUUUAUUCUAUCGAAUUACCGACGUUCGAAAAGCACCGACAUCGCCUCUGCCAACCAUCGACGCUUCGCCUCUUGCAAUUUUUAUCGCGUUUCUGUAUUUAUUGCCCGUAUGGAAGCGUAUCCGUUCGAUACGGUGCUCCAUCGUCGAUUCAUAUUUGAUCGUUGUUCUCGUAAGCAAUUUAUUUUCGUUCAGGCAAAUCAGUCGCGACGAUUCGCUGUGACCCCAGCGACAAAGAGCAACGGCGAGUUUCUCGUUUUUCGGUCGUUUAAUUUCGUAAUGUCGAUCCAGCGGUCGAGGAAUGUGCCCACGCCCGACAUCGUUAUCGCGAGUGGACGAUUAUCUGGAUGACGUUCACAAUGGAAAGAUUCACCGUUGCAUCGCCGGCCGUUCCACGUAUCUCGCGCUAUCGUCUUUUAUUUUACAUUUUCCUUGAUUUCUCGAGGAUAUGGAUACGGCGACCGCGGGACGAGUGUCUCGUGCCGAUAACCACGAUAACUGCCGCGAGGCUAUCGUCUAGUCUGGUAAUCGAGCGAUCGACGCGUAAUUCUUUAUAGCGUCUUUAUAUUCUCUCUCUCUCUCGCCCAUUUCUCCUUUUUCCUCCUUUACGAUACAUUUUCUGAAACCAUCGUAUCAACGAAUCGUACACCGCGUCACUCUCAUGGCCGUCAUGAAGAAAGAGGUGUCCGUUAUAAAAAAUCAAACUCGACGUCACGAUUCAUUGACUUUUUCGACUUUUUUUACCUUCUUACGUAUAAGAAGAUUUAUAAUAUUAAAAAUGUAAGAAGAUAAUCACGCUGCGUACAAUAAAGCGUAAAUGUUAAACUCGU